UUUUAAAAAAAAAGUGUACUCAUACAAAUGAAGGUACAUUCUUUAAUAAUAGUAAUAAUAAUAGAAAAAGAAUCAAACUCAUAACAGAAGAGAUGCUAGUGGUUCAUCCUUUUUCAUAUUAACUUUCCCAUGUGUUUAAACAUGGAGCUUGCUUACAGCAUACUUGAUUGCGACAUCAUCGGAAUCAAGUUUAGCCCUUUUAAAAGAUGGACUUUGUCCAGAUGUGUUACUUCUUUUAUAUUUACGGUAAGAUGUACUUGAAGGUUCUUCUUCCUCCUCCUCCUCCAUGAUACGUUUUUUAGGACAUACACAGGCAUCUCUUUCCUCCUUUGGAGAGCGUUUCAUACACUUGACAGUUUUUUGCUUUUCAGCUUUUGUGUAUACUACUGCUUUUGGGCUUCUUACGGGUGUUGCUUUGGAGCUUCUUACUGUACUUACAGCAGUGGGUUUUUUGAAACCCAUCCUGUUUUCACCGCUACUUUGGUUGUUUGCUACAAGGGUUUGUCUAUCAGCUCGAUAUAAAACGAGGAAUAAAAAGCGUUUAUGAUAGUUGUCUGGGUCUUCAUAUCCCCAACAAGGUCGCAUCUUGAUGAUUUCAUAUAUAUUUUUUAAUUCGGCUGCGUGAGCUUCUCUGCUUUCUGGAAUGGUUUUAUAGUUUUCUUCGUAUCUCAUCUUGUUCUUGCUUGAUUAGAUGCGAUCAGCCCUCGUACCACCCUAGAUGCAUGAAAUCUCUUUGGGCUAAAAUGAGGGCGGAAGGAUUAUUUGGCUUUUGAACGCGGUUUAUUCUAUAGCUUCAUCGUAGACGAGAGGUGAUGUUGAUACUAAAUUUUUUUUUAUUUAUUUACAUAUCACUGGUU
Mucor mucedo is the source of this 857-nucleotide messenger RNA. RefSeq lists its product as uncharacterized. The coding region runs from base 287 to 547 and encodes 86 amino acids. NCBI's taxonomy places the organism in Eukaryota, Fungi, Mucoromycota, Mucoromycetes, Mucorales, Mucoraceae. The transcript is spliced from 2 exons. The record is from RefSeq and is a predicted model, not a curated record.